Daldinia decipiens is the source of this 1896-nucleotide messenger RNA. RefSeq names its product Adenylosuccinate synthetase. Lineage: Eukaryota; Fungi; Ascomycota; Sordariomycetes; Xylariales; Hypoxylaceae. Gene Ontology annotation, molecular function: adenylosuccinate synthase activity; GTP binding. Gene Ontology annotation, cellular component: cytoplasm. The record is from RefSeq and is a predicted model, not a curated record. The coding region runs from base 197 to 1471 and encodes 424 amino acids. The transcript is spliced from 6 exons. Gene Ontology annotation, biological process: 'de novo' AMP biosynthetic process; IMP metabolic process.
GUUGUAUAUUUGGGUUAUUUGUAUCGUUUAGUUGAAGUCCUAGUUUUAUCCCACUGUCCCUCCAUUAAAAAUCAAUUUCUAUUGCUAUCUAUUAUAAAAACAUAAAUACUCGAGAUGCAAAGUCCAUUUCGUCUGCCUAUUAUCGUUUGUCUUCGUUCACACGCUAUAUUUACAUAGUUAAAGAAAAUUUCCCGCCAUGGCUACAAUCGUGUUAGGUGUUCAAUGGGGAGAUGAAGGAAAGGGCAAACUUUGCGAUAUCCUCAGCUCUGAUAUUCAGAUUUGCGCUAGAGCCACCGGCGGGCGAAACUGUGGUCACACUGUUGUGGCUGCAGGUGUAUCAUACGACUUCCACAUGCUACCACCGGGACUCAUUCAUCCGUCAACUAUAAAUAUAAUUGGGCCCGGUGUUGUUCUUCACGUGCCUACUUUCUUCGCCGAGCUUGCUAGCAUCGAAGCGAAAGGAGUUGUAAAUGCUCAACAGAGACUAAAGGUAUCAACGCGUUGCGCACUAAACCUUGAUCUUCAUGCAGCCGUGGAUCGUCUUUGUGAAGAGCAUCUUGGCAAGAAGAACAUAGGCACCACAGAUAAAGGCAUAGGCCCUGCUUACAGCUCCAAGGCCGAGAGAAGCACCGUACUUCUCGCCGAUCUUCUUGACGACGAUGAAUUCGGAGACCGAAUCAGGACAAUGGAACGAGAUUAUAAACUGAGAUUCGGCGGGGACUUGGCCGGAUACGACGUCGAGGCGGAAAUCAAAGAGCUCGAGAACUUCCGUGAAAAACUCCGCCCCUUUCCCGUGGACGAUGUCGAGUUUCUCGAGGAGGCCCAAGAAAAAGGACAAAAGUUCCUCGUCGAAGGCGCGCAAUCAGCCCUGCUAGACAACACGUACGGAACCUGGCCCUAUGUAACAUCGACAACCACUACUUUCGGUGGUGUAAUGGCCGGACUGAAUCUCAACUACCGAAAGGUAGAUUCCGUUAUCGGCGUCCUGAAGGCGUACUGCACGCGAGUCGGAUCCGGUCCAUUCCCGACGGAAGAUUUCGGCGACGUCGGCAUCAAGCUCCAGGAAAUAGGACACGAGUUCGGUGUUACUACGGGACGCAGGCGUCGUUGCGGCUGGCUGGAUCUAGUCUCGGCAAAGUACUCCAAUAGCGUUAAUCACUACGACUCUUUGAAUCUCACCAAACUCGACGUCCUCGACACCUUUGAAGAGAUCCAGGUAGCAGUAGCCUACAAGCAUCCCGAUACCGGUGAGCUGAUCAAAGGUUUCCCCGCCAGCGCGAAGCUCCUAUCUAGAGUCAAGGUUGUGUAUAAGACCAUGAAAGGCUGGAAUACCACGACAACCUGCACCAAGAAGUUUGAAGACCUGCCCAAGGAGGCCCAGAACUAUGUCACAUUCAUCGAAGACUUCCUCGGCGUCAAGAUCAAGUGGAUUGGAUGCGGACCCAAGCGAGAAGACAUCCUAACUCGUUGAUUGUGCAGUAAUUCUAUUUUCUUACAUAAAUCUCUUUCUGUUCCCUACACGCGUAACCCGAUAUACUGUGGUUGAUAGAGAGUUAGGAGGAAGUAUCAGGCAUCCCCUAACAAAACCAGCUGUUUCUUUAUCUAACUUAAAGGUUUAUAAAAAAAUAUUUUUCUUGCAGAUUGGCUAAGCAGCUAAACUCGUGCCAGAUCAUAGCAUAGAUCUAAGCCUGUUGACGAAAUGGUAAAUGUACGAAAAUUGGGGUAGUGGAACAGCCUCUAUAGUUGGUGAGGAGACCGUUUGACUUGGUCGGAGCAACUUGAGAUUAGCAAUCUUAGAGAGAAUUCUUACUUAUUUAGAUAAAAGAGAAGAUGUCUCCGUGUUUCUAGUUUUUUGUCCCCUUCUUUACCCUAAAUGUAUGUGUGAGCAAUAAAGCC